This is a messenger RNA of [Torrubiella] hemipterigena, 3463 nucleotides long. NCBI's taxonomy places the organism in Eukaryota, Fungi, Ascomycota, Sordariomycetes, Hypocreales, Clavicipitaceae. The record is from the annotation of a GenBank genome assembly.
UUCCACCACCACAAAGGUCGCCGAUCCGAAACCUGGCCGUCUCUUUUUGCCCUGCGAUUAUCUCGCUGUCCUUCGUAUUUCUCUUCUCUUCUUCUGCAAACCCACAGCGCAGUGUUUACGGCUUUCCUAUUAAAUUUCACAACCGCUCAUCCUAUUGCCACAUCGUACGACCCCGAACCCAGCAUUCCCGCCAAACCCGAGCCCAAGAGCAACAAAACGCCAUCGCAGUCAGCGGCGCUACAUCGCACUUCGACUAUGGAGUAAAUGUCUACUCUACAGUAAUCCGACUAUAUUCAUUGCCAUAGCUCCUCUCUCGACAGCAUGGUUGACCUACUUCUCCCGCGGCACGCCGCAUCGCGAACCGCGAAGAAGACGCCGACAAAGAGCGACAAGAAAGAUGCCGCGAAAACAUCACGCCUGUUGUCGAAGCCGAGCCUUGAUGGCCUACUCACCGGAGGCGUCUCUAAAAGAUUAAAGGGCGCCAAUGACUACCUUCAAUCAUGGAAGGAUGGCCUCACUGUCGAACAAAGAGACAAGGCAAGGGCCGUAGAGCAACGCAAGCAAGUGUUAGCCCUACGCAUGAAAGAUGCCGAAUGUUUGAAAGACUGGCAGACGGCUGCCGAAGAGCUCGACACCCUCGAAGGCAACGACGAUUGGAAGCGAGACGAUGAUGACGGCAACUACAACGCACCACUGCUUCGUGAACGGCUCAAGGCGCUAGACGACGCGCGAACCAACUGUGAUAUCCGAACCAUGAUGCAUCUCAUCCGAACCGACCUCUCAAGAGACCUUGGUGGCGUUAAUAACGUCAACCUCUACCGUCAUUCGCAUGUGGGCACCAAAUCAUUGAUUGAAAAAUACGUCGAAUCGGCCGUACAAACGAUCGACUCCAUUGUCAUGCAAAGCGCAGUCAACAAGGAACUCGAGAGUCGAGACCUACUAGAGGGUAUGUUGCUAGCCCGACAGAGCUUUGGCCGUAGUGCCCUGCUCCUCUCUGGCGGUGGCACCUUUGGCAUGUCCCAUAUUGGUGUCUUGAAGGCGCUCUUUGAGGCACAACUCCUGCCUCGAAUUAUAUCGGGUGCUAGUGCUGGAAGCAUUGUUUGCGCCGUCAUGUGUACCCGUACCGAUGAAGAAAUUCCUGAUCUCAUCUCUGAGUUUCCAUAUGGCGACUUGGGAGUAUUCGGCGCGGCUACCAAAGAUUCCACGACACUAGACCAUAUGCGAAGACUACUUACGGAAGGCAGUUGGUCCGACAUCCGACAUCUAAAGCAAGUUAUGCGUGAUCUGACGGGUGAUAUGACCUUUCAGGAAGCAUACAACCGAACACGACGAAUCCUCAACAUUUGCGUCUCAACCGAGUCCGUCUACGAGUUGCCUCGCUUACUCAACUAUGUUACAGCGCCAAACGUAAUGAUUUGGUCUGCUGUGGCAGCGUCAUGCUCUGUACCACUAGUCUUCCACUCGAGUCCUCUCCUUGUCAAAGAUCCCGCUACCGGCGAGCAUCACCCAUGGAACCCGUCGCCACAGCACUUCAUCGACGGAUCAGUUGACAACGAUCUUCCCAUGACGCGUCUAUCGGAAAUGUUCAACGUCAAUCACUUUAUCGUCUCUCAGGUCAAUCCCCAUGUUGUUCCAUUCUUAGCCAAGGACGAAUAUGUACCUCCGGCUGUUCGUAACGGCAAGAUUAGUCACAAUAAUGGAGAGGAAAUCGACUGGAUCAACACAUUUACAUCGCUGGCCAAGGAUGAAGCCCUCCACAGACUGCAAUUCAUGGCUGAGAUUGGCAUUAUGCCGAACCUCAUGACCAAAUUGCAGAGUAUAUUGAGUCAAAAGUAUUCCGGCGAUAUUACCAUCUUACCGGAUAUCGACAUGUACGAUUUGCCACGGCUUUUGAGCAACCCUACGCCUGAGUUUAUGCUCAAGUCGCUGUCGAUAGGACAACGCGCAACUUGGCCAAGAUUGAGCCGCAUCAGAGAUCGAUGCUCUACCGAGCUUGCCCUUGAUAGAGCUGUACACCAUCUACGCGCACGGGUUGUAUUUUCGCAGAGCCAGCGUGAUCUCCGUAAGCUCAGUUCAAAUAUGGGGUCACUUCGACUAAAUCAGCCAAUUUCGCUAUCCACCCACCAGACAGAGCUGGCCGAAUUGUCUGGGUCUAUGCAGAACCAACAUCGACGGAGAUCUGGUGGCAGCCUGAGCACGAUGGCUGGACAUCAGUCACUGUUCGACGGCGCGGAUGUUACUGAUGACGAGACUGCCGAGGACGAGCGCCUGGAAAUGCAAGCCCGCCGACACCGAACACAGUCGCCACAAUCAUUGCGCAAACCAAAGCUCGUCAGAGCGAGCAAGAGCCACGUACAUGUACCUAGGCACAGCAGCGCAGCGAUGACGCCCUUUCCAACGAUGGCACAGCCGUCGUUCAAUUUUGCAAAGCCAAUUACGCCACCUCGUGGACUAAAUAUCCCGGACAUCGAUGUUUUUACCAGCAUGCAUAGCUCGGAUGAUGAGGGCGAUGCUGGGUUACGAAGCGCGUGGGUUGGCCGUUCUGGCGGCGGGGUGCAUGUGAUUUCCCCCAUUGACGACCAAGAAACCAGCGAAUUGGGACAUUCCAGCGAUGCCGAUGUGGACCAAGGCACUGAAGAGAGCGAAUUAGAGCCAUUUGAUGUAAAAUGGGAGGCAGCUAAACAAGAAGAUGAUAGCAUGUUUGGCCCAGAUGCUAGAGUAGGAGACGCGUCGUGGGAUUAGAUUGGUGGAGAGUAUUUCCUUUUGUCGCAUUGCCUGGAGUUUGGAUAGAUUGUGUAUAGCAAAUAGAGCAUAACAGCCGACAAUACCUAUAUUAUAAAUGAAGAUGUAUUUACUUCGGACAAUUAUCAUUUGAAUGGGACAAUAGCAAUGACAAAUUAGCUAUUUACAAAACCAGAACAUUGAGAUCUGCCAAGAUCGAAAGCCGUUGGCAAAGCGGGGCGACUGAAAGUAAACUGUAUAAGGUAGAAUUGGUUAGCUUCCUCCAUCAAACAGGGGCCGCGUGGCCUAAUGGUUAAGGCGCUAGAUUUCGGUUCUCAUCCACCGAGCCCUCUAGAGAUUCCAGGUUCGACUCCUGGCGUGGUCGAUUUUUUUGGCUUUCGUUUCGAUUUUUUGGAAUAGUAUCCCGUUGUUUGGAACAAUUACUGCGCUCUCUGUUUUUUAUUCUCUCUUUUUUCUUGCCUGGUUCAUAGGGAAAGCUUCCAUUGCACUUUUAACUACAGCGGGAGAUGAUCAUAAGCACCUCUUACAGCGUGACAGCUGCUGCUUGCAAUGCAGUAUCGUCAAUUGCUUGCUCAUAGCCAAGGAAACACAUAACAUGUAUAUGCCGUUCGCUUGGUAUGUAUCGCAACUACCGAUAAGUAAUGUCUCGAUGCUGGCCUGUUUGCCUGCCUGCAGCUGCGUGAAUUCUGGAUCAUCACGCCAUCUGGUGUAUGCGCAGAGC